Messenger RNA from Helianthus annuus (common sunflower), 4821 nucleotides. Its product is annotated as histone-lysine N-methyltransferase ASHH2. The transcript has 18 exons. Gene Ontology annotation, molecular function: zinc ion binding; histone H3K36 methyltransferase activity; protein binding. Gene Ontology annotation, biological process: regulation of DNA-templated transcription. The record is from RefSeq and is a predicted model, not a curated record. Lineage: Eukaryota; Viridiplantae; Streptophyta; Magnoliopsida; Asterales; Asteraceae. Gene Ontology annotation, cellular component: nucleus; chromatin. Bases 309 to 4571 code for a protein of 1420 amino acids.
UUCCAAACACACACAAAUACGUUUUGGGGUCGCAGACCUUUCUUCCCAAUUUCCCCCAAACCCAAACGUGUUUCUCUCUCUACGGCGCCAACCCCCCUUUUCUUUCUCUCUCUAAAACUCUCUCAUAUUCCUCCAAUUCCAAAUAAUUCACACAAUCACUAAUUCAAUCCGAAGCUUCCAAUUCGUGAUUUUGCUUUACUGUUUCCGUUUUAUUCAGAGUAGUAAUGCUUGUUGUGAAGCAAGCUGAUGGUUCAUAGUGCUUGAACCAUUCAAAGUCAGUUUGCCAUUUUUCAAUAAACGAGUUGUUGAUGGCCAGUAACGAUUCUGAUAGUUUACCAGCGGAAAAUGCACACCACCCUUCAUGUGACUUUAAUGAGCUCGUGUCUACUAUGGACCCCAAUUAUUUCCCUGACGAUCUAUCAGCUUUCUUCGAACCAUCUGAGCCCUUUCCAGUCGUUGGGCCUGAGCCCAAGCCUGAGCCCUGUGACAAUCUGGAUGAACAAAAUCUUUUAAAAACAGAGGCCCUUGUUGACCCUUUGAACUCUCUUGUGUUAACCGAAUCGUCUGAUUUGAGAGACACUGAUGUAAUAGAUAAUGGAAAUACGGUUAAUGAAGUUAAACGUUCAUCGAGUCGAAGAAGUACUCGCAAGAGUUCAUCAAACCAGAAAAGUAAUACCAAAACGCCUGCAAGAAAAAGCAGAAGAAAUUCUGGAAAGAGGCCAGUGGUAGAUUUACUUACUGCAGAUGUUGGAAAAGGGCAAAGAAGUAAUUUGUCCAGACCUGUUCGUUCUUCAGCUUGGGGAUUUGUUGGGAAAAUCGAUGAAAUAUUUACGCAAAAUGCAGAAACGAAUGUUGACCCAAAGGGAAGAACAUCGCAUAGAGGAGGAAAGAGGGAUACCGAUUCUGUGAGUAAAAGCGUACAAACGUCAGAAGGCGAAUCCAAAGCUUCAAACAAGGGCCUUCUGUUGAAGCUUAAAUUGUCGACAGUGGCUAUCCAAAAUUGCCAAAUAAAUACGAUACCCGAUAUGGAAAAAGAACUUGAAAGUUACAGGGAGGUUAAGUUAGAAGCUUCCAAUUUACAAAGUAAUAUACCCGAAAGUUUUGAAAAAGAGGUUUUUAGGGCUUCUAAUGAGAAUCCGGAUGACGGGACUGUAUCAUCAAAGUCACCUGUUAGUGACGUGCGUCUUGCAGAAAGAGAAGGAAUUGAAAACCGGUGCUUAGAUCCCGGAACGUCACCCGACUCGGAAGUCAUUAACGUGAUUCCAGAUACUCAAGUUAAUGUUAAUAUUACAGAAGACAUUAGGGUUUCUUCAAAAGAUUGUAUCUCUCAUCAAUUAGAUGAUUGUGGUGUUGCGAGCGGAAUACCUAGUCCAGAAAUCGUUAACGAUGUUUUAUUAUCUGAAAAACAAAUCGAAGGAUCAUGGCCAGUGGGACCCGUUGCAUCAUUUCAUCAAACUGAAGUUGCGGUUUCCAUGGACAUGUCGACGGUUGAAAGUGUCGUGAAAGCUGAUUGUAGCACUGCUGUGAUUGAGUCAGUGGAGUCAGUAUCCAAUGGUCAACAUCUUCAUAAAAGUUCAAAGUCAAAUUCGUCAGUAAAUAAGAACAGAACCAAUGGUCAACAGAGAACAUCACCAUCUAAUUCAAUAUCUAAGGGGGACAUUAAGGAUAAGAGUGGUGACAACAACCAGACAUACUAUGAUACACAAACUCAUCCAGUAACAGGAAGUCUUGAAAUAAAUGAUGGGCCUUUAUCCAACUCAAAUACGGUCCCACGAAGUGCUUGGGUGUGUUGUGACGAUUGUCAUAAAUGGAGACGUAUAUCAGCUGUACUUGCGGAUUCCAUCGAGUCAACAGAAUGCAGAUGGAUUUGCAAGGACAACCAGGAUAAAACUUUUGCAGACUGCUCAAUUCCACAAGAGAAAUCAAACGCUGACAUUAACGAGGAGUUGGAAUUAUCUGAAGCAUCUUGUGAGGAAGAUGCUUGUAAUAAUACUCGAGGGAACUCCAGUCAGUUGCCUCAAAAGCAAGCUACAGUUCCUCAUCCUCCACAAUCCUUGUGGAAGCUUAUUAAGACGAACAUGUUUCUGCAUCGCAAUCGUAAAAAUCAACCCAUUGAUGAGGUUAUGGUUUGCCAUUGCAAACCUCCACUUGAUGGCCGCAUGGGGUGUCGUGAUGAAUGCCUCAAUAGGAUGCUGAACAUAGAAUGUGUAAAAGGAACAUGCCCAUGUGGCGAUUUAUGUUCAAAUCAACAGUUCCAGAAACGCAAAUAUUCGAAACUGAAAUGUUUCCCGACUGGAAAAAAGGGACAUGGGCUUCAGUUGCAAGAGGACAUCCCCAAAGGAAGGUUUCUUAUUGAAUAUGUUGGGGAGGUGCUUGAUAUGCAUGCUUAUGAGGCCCGGCAAAAACAAUAUGCUUCAAAGGGUCAUAAGCAUUUCUAUUUUAUGACAUUGAACGGCAGUGAGGUAAUAGAUGCUUGUGCCAAAGGAAAUUUGGGCCGUUUCAUAAAUCACAGCUGUGAACCAAAUUGUCGCACUGAAAAGUGGAUGGUCAAUGGCGAAGUUUGCAUUGGACUUUUUGCAAUUAGGGAUAUUAAGAAGGGGGAAGAACUGACAUUUGAUUACAACUACGUAAGGGUUUUCGGAGCUGCUGCUAAAAAAUGUGUAUGUGGGUCAUCUAGGUGUCGGGGCGUUAUCGGUGGUGAUCCACUAAAUGACGAAACAGUUGUUCUGGGAGAUUCUGAUGAUGAAUAUCCUCAACCUGUUACCUUCCAUGAGAACAAUAACACUAAGCUGGAUAAUAUGAUCGUUGAGACAGUGAAUACCGAAAGUAAUUUCAUAAAUGACGUGGAAAGCAAUCAAAGUCCAGAUUCUUUGUUUGUCACGGAUGAGAAAAACGAAGAUCCUGCAAUUCUGGUUGAAUCUACAGAAAGAGAAGUUUCACCUGCCACAUCAGCACCUGAAAGUAAAAUAGAGCAUACAGAGGAACUAUUGUCAUCUUGUGUGCAACCACUUGAUACUUCUUUCAUAGUGAAGAGUGAAACAAAUAAACAAAAUGAGAAUGUAAGCUCGGUUAACUUGUUACCAGAAGACGUUGAUUCAAAGAAGAAACCUAAAUCUCACACAAAUGAUAAAAAGUGUACCGUUUUAAAGCCGAAAUCUCGCUCGAAAGUACAUUCUCCAUCAUCAGCGGUGAAGAGAGGGAAAUCAAAAAGCAAGCAAACAGAGAUAGAGGCGAAGCCACCUGUAGUGCCUCAAAAACCCAAAAAGAUAGAGGUUGAUAACUUAACUGGCCGAUUUGAAGCAGUUGAAGAGGCGCUCAAUAUUCUUUUAACUAAAGGUGGUAUAAGCAAACGGAGAGAUGCUUGGAAGGGCUAUCUGACACUUUUAUGCUUAACUGCUAAUGGUGGCAAUGGGGAAGGAAUUCAAAGCAAUAGAGACCUUUCUAUGAUCCUAGAUGCACUCCUGAGAACAAAGUCUCGAACAGUUUUGCUUGAUAUAAUUAACAAGAAUGGUCUGCAAAUGCUACACAUUUUACUGAAGCGUUAUAGAAAAGUGUUCAAUAAGACUCCAAUAUUGAGAAAGCUUCUCAAGGUUUUUGAGUAUCUGGCUGAAAUAAAGAUUCUCACGCUGGAUAAUAUCUUAAAAUCUUCUCUUCCUGGAGUUGAAAGCUUCAAGGAAUCAAUUUUGUCUCUGACAGAGCAUGCUGACAAGGAGGUCCAUCAAUACGCACGAAAUUUCCGUGAUCGGUAUCUUCCAAGGGCCCGAAGAGUCAAUUGGGUCGAAAGAAACCCAGACCGGAUGGACAUUCAACAAAAUUUAAACGUCAAAAGCUCCUCAUUGCAACAAAAAAGGCCUUCUGAAGUUGCAGACAACUCUGUUAAACAGCCAAUUAGUUCAGUUGAAGGACCUUCUGCAUCAUGCGUCAGUAGUUGCACUGAUGGGACCCGGACCCGGACCCGUAAACGUAAAAGUCGGUGGGACCAGCCCGGUGAUACGGGACCCGAUUUACAAUUUCCAUCAAAGAAAGAAUUCAGGUCAAACACUGGCGCAAGCGACACCAAUCGUGAAGAUAUGGAUGUGGAUGCGGAUGCUCCUCCUGGAUUCUCUCCACCGUCCAGUGAUACUCACCACAGUAGAGCCGUCAUGGGACAACCACAAGACCGAUACAAUUCACGGUUACCCACGGCGUUCGGGCUUCCAUCUUCUCUCCUUAAAAAGCUAGGGACGUUAAACGGUGAAGGUGCAGCCGCAGAGAGCUGGGUUGUUGCUCCCGGCAUGACUUUUCACCCUUUUCCACCUUUACCCCUAUACCCUCGCAGUGAAAACCGACACCCAAAAGAAGAAUCAUGGCGUAAUUGUAAUUUUUCAAGGGACAGGAACCCUAAUACCCUUGGUAAGAGAUACUUCAAGCAACAAAAGUGGAAUUACCCUAGAUCAGGUGGUGGUGGUCAACAAUGGAACCCUAACAAGUCAAACAUGGGUGUCGGGUAUGGAGGGAAUGAAGCCAACGACACAUACAAUACAGGAAAUAGUUAUUAUCAUCAUCAGCAGCAGCAACAGCCACAUCACUGAUCUUUUAGAAGAGAAUUUCUGACGCUGUUUUGUGAUUUGUACUUGGUAACGUUAGUUGACUUGUAAAAGUGGGCUAUUUUGUUGUUUGUGGGUCAAUUAUUUUAUGCGCUAAAGUCAUAAUCGUUACAGAUCGCUAUGCCUGCUUGGGUACAGAUUGAUUACUCGCCUCGAAGAGGUAAAGCUUUCAUUAUUGACCUUUGACUCUGAUUGAAGUUUCAUUAAAUAAAUUUAUUACAUUUGUUUAUCUGUU